CAUUCUGGUCUCACAGUUUAAACUGCAGAUGGAGAAUGGUUUAAUUUGAAUUUUGUCCUUGGCAGAUAAGCCAUGCCUGUUUCAGCUGAUGAAACCGUGGGGGACCUGGCCAUGAGGGACACGGGGCUGACUCCAGCUGGCAUUGAAGGACCACAAGAACCAUCAGCCACACAGAAUGCCAAGGCUCGACAAGCCAUUUCACGGAUCAGCCGAGAGGAACUGGAAGACAGAUUCCUUCGCAUCAGCGACGACCACAUCCUGCUUAAACAGCAUGCAAACAAGCAGGAGGAAAAAAUUAAAAGAAUGACCACCAAGCUGAUCCGGCUCGUGAACGAUAAGAGAAAAUCUGAGCAGGCUGGUGGUGGCCCCAGGAGGCUGGGCCAGGCCCUGGAGCUGGAGGAGAUGAUGGAGAAUUUGCAAGAAAGAGUCCGAGAGCUUGAGAAGCAGAACGAGAACCUGCGCCACAAACUCAUCUCCACCAAACAGCAGCUCCAGAUCCAAGGCCACCGGCCCUGUCCCUACGGCCACGUCCAAUCCCGCAUCAACACGGGCCUCAGAAAAGUGGGAGAGGCUUCUGGAGUGCCAGAGCAGGCCAAGAAAGGAAUGAGAUUUCAGAAUUUAGAAGUGAGAUCUUCUGACCCUGUGCUCCCAAAAUCUGGACAGAGUCAGCUCGAGGAUUCAAGGGCUGACAUAAGAAAUUUGGAGACCGUGAUUGACUCGCAGAGGAAACACAUCGAGGAACUCGAAUAUGCCCGAGAGGUUCUUGUGAGCCAACUGAGAAGGAAAGAAAAGGAGAUUGAAGAAUCCAUCCUGAGGCUGAAAGAGCAAGGCACAGCAAGCCAGAGGCUAAACAUCCAGGACAACGUGGAGAUGAUCAAGGUCCGUAAGCAGCUGGCUGAGAAAAGCAAUGCUCUCUCAGCCAUGGAAGGAAAAUUCCUCCAGCUUCAAGAGAACCUGAAGAAUUUGAAGACCAACCAUGACGCUUUGUUAGCAAAAGGUGAUGAACUGAAUGAGCAGCUUAAAGAGGAGCGGUUAAAGUGCUUCCAUCUUCAGAAAGAGCUGCAGUCAGUGACUAUUUCAAACAGGAGGACAGAAGAGUUACAGGAAAGAAUAAAUUACCUGGAAAAAGAAAAUGAACUCUUGAAGGAAAACUAUGAUAAGCUGCAUAAUAGUGUCUUCAGCGUGCCCUACGAGCAGCAAUGGAAAUCCAAGGAGCAGCAGCUGAAACUGCAGAUUGUUAAACUGGAGACAGCCAUCAAAUCGGACUUGGCGGACAAGAAUGAAAUCCUUGACAAGAUUAAAGUAGAAAGAGACCAAAAGGAAAAGCUGAUGCAAGACAACAAGGACCUGCAGUUAUGCUACCUGGAACAAAAGCAACAACUGGAUGAUCUGAAAAAUCAAGUGAAGUUUUUCACCAAGUUGCAGGAAAGUGAUGUUGAUGUGGCAGAACUCAAUGAAGCCCUUUUGCUUAUAAAGGAUCGAAAGCAGCAGCAGAACAGGGACCCUCUGGCUUUGGAAAAACUGGAAGAUGAUGCCCAUAAAGAUUUGGAACACUCCAUGAGGGAGCUGCAGUUAACACACGCAGAAACGGUGCAAGAACUUGAGAAGACCAGGAACAUGUUAAUUAUGCAGCACAAAAUCAGCAAAGAUUACCAGACUGAAGUAGAAACAAUGACUAAAAAGAUGGAAAGGACACAGAAAGACUACGAGUUAAAACUGGAACAGUAUUCCCACCUGCUUGAUAUCAGAGCUGCACGCAUCAGAAAACUAGAAGCCCAACUAAGAGAUAUCGUCUAUGAUGCAAAACCAGCUAAAUCUAGACCAGAAAUCCUACCAGGUGAUGGGGUGGACGAAUUUGUCGAGACUGUUCACUUAGAAAGAGGAGAGAACCUUUUUGAGAUCCACAUCGGCAGAGCCACCUUCACCCCCGAAGCCCUGCAGGCCCUGGGCGAGCAGCAACCCGCGACCUUCUGCACUUACGCCUUCUACGACUUCGAACUCCAGCUCAGCCCAGUGGUGCAGGGAGGUGCCCCAUCCUAUGACUUCACCUCUCAGUACCUCGUGCAGGCUGAUGACACCUUCUGUCACUACAUCCAGCAGAGCAGCGUCACCCUCGAGCUGCACCGCGCCUACGGCGUCGACUACGAGACGCUGGCGGCCUGUCCGCUCAACUUCCACGAGGUCCUGGACAGCAACGGGAGGGUCCACAAAACAGCAAACUUAGUUGGAAAAACAGGACACAUUCAAAAUUACGGUACCAUAGAAUACUGGAUCAGGUUACAAGUCCCUAUGGAUCAAGCUGUCGUUCCUUACAAACAGCCAUCCAGGGCUCUGGGAUGUGUAACAUCCAAUUUUAGGGAACAUGAACAGCCAUCCCAGAAACCGAGCCCCAAACGGAGGCAGCGAGCAGUGCAGGCAGACAGGAGAGUCUCCUUUCUGGACCUGAAGCCAAUACAGCAUGUGCUGCAGGAGGUUAAACAGCUGGCAGAUGAUCAGGGGAAGGAGAUGGCUGAAGGAACUGGACAGGGAAAAGAAGAGCUCUCCCAUCUAUCUGAGAAACAGUUACCUGCCCAACCAUCAGUUCCUCCUGGAGAUGAGACACAAGUAACUGAAGAGCUGGAAUCAGAAGACCAAGAUGACAGACAAGAGGAUGAUGCUGUUGAAUCAAUCAAAACUGACAGUGAUGACUGUAUUAUCUCAAGUCCAGUAUCCACAAAUAUUAAACAGCUGAGUCAGAGUACAUAUGGCAAUUUGGAAGCUGAAAAAAUCCGCAUUAAAAUCACAUCCCUCGGCCUCACUGAAUCCCGAGUUACAGCAGAUGAAACAAUCCAGCAGCUGUUUGUGGAAUGCAGAUUAAACAACUUCCUUGCAGAGGAGACCCCCCUGUCCCUUCCAAAACCCACGGGUGGUCAGAGGAUUCACUACAACUACAGCACUGUGAUAAAUGUGGAUAAGGCACAUAAUGGUGCAGAAAGAGAGUAUCUCAAGUCGAUCCUUCUGAAGCCAGAUCUGCCUGCUGACAGCCUAAAAUUUACAGUGGUCAGUGAUCCCCCAGAGGAUGAGCAGGAUCUGGAGUGUGAGGAUGUCGGUUUUGCUUAUGUCAGUUUGAAAGAGAUCUUCCAGAAGCAAAGAGAUAUCAUUGAGCAAGAUAUUGAUGUUGUGGAUUCCCAAGAUGCCGGUGCCGUCAUUGGAAAGCUGACAGUGACAGUGGAGGCGCUCCAGGCGCUGCGUUCGGUGCACCAGGAAUGCAGGAAUGAGUAG
This is a messenger RNA of Empidonax traillii (willow flycatcher), 3261 nucleotides long. RefSeq names its product protein fantom-like. Gene Ontology annotation, cellular component: photoreceptor connecting cilium. Gene Ontology annotation, molecular function: thromboxane A2 receptor binding. Bases 73 to 3261 code for a protein of 1062 amino acids. The transcript is spliced from 22 exons. The record is from RefSeq and is a predicted model, not a curated record. Gene Ontology annotation, biological process: non-motile cilium assembly; retinal rod cell development. Lineage: Eukaryota; Metazoa; Chordata; Aves; Passeriformes; Tyrannidae.